ACGAUAAACAUGUAAAUGUCACGUGACGUGCGCUAAGAGCGAUGAUGAAAUGAACUUUAUGCUUUUAUUCUGAAGGGUAGAAUCGUUUUGGCUCUGACCCGGGUCCUACACCACCGAGGCGCCGUGCUGUAAUUGCGACCUACCAUACAAAGUUUUGUCUCUUCGGCCUCUGAACUCGUCGUCAUGAGGAAGAAGCAGAGACGACCAGAGAGGAAGAACAUGUGACCACAUCCUGACAGAACACACACACACACACACACACACACAGUCGGUCGGAGUCAGUCGGAGUCGCUGAUGUUUCAGAUCAUCAGAUUCACGUGAUGACAUCACACACGUCUGACCUGUGGACCUUUUCCUCUUCCUCGCCUCCUCCCAUCAUGCAUCACUUCACUCUGUCGCAGUCACCUCCUCCCCUCUCCUCUCCCUCGUCACUCAGUUACCACGGAAACACUCGUCAUGUCAAGGUCACCUCCCCUCAUCACUUCCCUCCUCUCCCGGUCACCUCACCUCACCUUGUACCCCAGCCCCCUCACGUCCUCGCUCCCCCCCAGCACCAGGUGACCUCCCCUCACCUUGUACCCCAGCCCCCUCACGUCCUCGCUCCCACCCAGCACCAGGUGACCUCCCCUCACCUUGUACCCCAGCCCCCUCACGUCCUCGCUCCCCCCCAGCACCAGGUGACUCCCCCUCACCUUGUACCCCAGCCCCCUCACGUCCUCGCUCCCCCCCAGCACCAGGUGACUUCCCCUCACCUUGUACCCCAGCCCCCUCACGUCCUCGCUCCCCCCCAGCACCAGGUGACUCCCCCUCACCUUGUACCCCAGCCCCCUCACGUCCUCGCUCCCCCCCAGCACCAGGUGACUCCCCCUCACCUUGUACCCGAGCCCCCUCACGUCCUCGCUCCCCCUCAGCUCUUCUUCUGCAGCCAGAACCACGAUCCAGGUUUCGUUGAUCCGAACUGGACAGAACCUGAAUUCCUCUAUGGCGACACUUUCUCCUUCCAGAACCAGACCACGUCUCACCCACACCUCCAGAACCAGAACCAGAACCAGUUCAGUACUGGUGUGACUCACAGUUAUGGUGUGUCAGGUCAGGACCCCUGGGGGCUUCUGCAGCCGCCCCUGUCCCAGACACAAUGGCCUCCGCUGGGGUCCGUGUCGGGGGGAGCGGCCCUUGGGAGUUGGAAUUCACUGGACUUCAGCUCAUCGUCGACCGACGAUUUCAAUUCCCAGUUUCUCCCUGACAGUAACGGCCCUCAGGACUUCUGUAGUCCCAACACCCCGGGUCCAAGUCCUCAUUACCCACAGACCCUGACCACCUGCAGCCCCGGGCCUCAAUCGCAUCACGGGGACGAGAGUCUGUAUUUUCACUCACAGACCUUCACAGACUUCAGCUGCUGCCCCCGUCCAUCUGAUAACUGCCCCCUGACCUCUGGACCCGGUCAGACCAUCCCACACCUCCUGCUGAUCCAGGACCAGGUGGGCUCAGAGACCAGUUUCUCUCCAGGAGCAGGAGGGGGAGGUGGGGGCCGGGGGGUCAGCGGUGCUGCCCAGGCUCCGAGCCUCCCUGCUGGGCCGACCUGGACAGGAGGAGGGGGACGAGCACAUUGGACCUGGAUAAAAAGUCCACAAAGUGAAAUGGGCCCGAAGGUUUUAGAUCACAGGCUGCUGUGUACAGUGUGUCAUCGUGACUUCCGGAGUCUUCCAGCGUUGAACGGACACAUGCGUUCCCACGGCGGCGGCGUCCGGUCGGCGACAUGUCUGAAAAAGGUCCUCGCCCCUCCUCCGGUCCCGACCUCAGUCUCCAUGGUAAUGCCGGUGUCCGUGCCUGUCCCGCCCAGAGGGGGGGCUCAGCGUCGGGGUGGACAGAGGAGACGCGGCCGUCACCUCCCUCCGGCCACCGGGGGCGCUGUGCUCUACCGCAGCAUGAUGCACCUGGAGGAGGAGGAGGAGGAGGAUGAAGUUCAUUACACGCCCCCGCCCAUGCUGUGUCCCCUCAGGGCGGGGCCGGGGCUGUACUGCUCCCUCACCACCAGGAGGCAGCAGCUGCACCACACACACAACGGACUCAUUGACUUUGUUGCCAUGGAGACACUAAUUAGAGAAACCAUCGAGCCGAGGAUCAAUGUAGGGCAGGGGUUCCAGGCUGAAGUCCCGCCCCUACGCAAAUACGCCCACUCCAACCCCCAGAAUGCACUGCUGCUAUGGACGCCGUGGGCCGAGCUGGAGGAACCGACCAACCAACACCGAGUCAAGGCUCUGUUGACGAUGGCUCGAUCCAGCGUGGUGCCAGGGGGCGCGGCCAGCCCAGACCACGCCCUCCACGUCCUAUCAGAGAGCAGAGGAGACUUCCUGCUGACGGUGGAGAAGCUUCUGUCGACCUCCGACAGCCUCACAGGCGUCAGCUGGAGCGCCGCAGAGACGAGGCUGCUGGUUCAAUCCCUGCAGCUCCACAGUAAAAACUUCAGACGAGUCCAGAGAGCAGUUCAGACCAAGUCCCUCCCCCAGUGUGUGGAGUUCUAUUACCUGUGGAAGAAGAAACUGAGUCUGAGGGUCAGGACCCCGACGGGACCGGGACUGACCGUCACGCUGCCCGACACAAACGUAAGAAACUGUCAAAUGACGGAGAGACGACUUUGUGUGAAUGAGUCUCACACGACAACAGUUCACGUGAAGAAAUCACAUUCUGUCUGAGACAGAUCUAUAACUCAUCAUCACCACAUCAUCAUCCAAACCCUCAAGACCAUCUGGUCCAUCUGGUCCAUCAGGUCCAUCUGGUCCAUCUGGUCCAUCAGGUCCAUGUAGUCCACAGUCUGGUCCAUCAGGUCCAUCUGGUCCAUCAGGUCCAACUGGUCCAUCAGGUCCAUGUAGUCCACAGUCUGGUCCAUCAGGUCCAACUGGUCCAUCAGGUCCAUGUAGUCCACAGUCUGGUCCAUCAGGUCCAACUGGUCCAUCAGGUCCAUGUAGUCCACAGUCUGGUCCAACAGGUCCAUCUGGUCCAUCAGGUCCAACUGGUCCAUCAGGUCCAUGUAGUCCACAGUCUGGUCCAUCAGGUCCAUCUGGUCCAUCAGGUCCAACUGGUCCAUCAGGUCCAUGUAGUCCACAGCCUGGUCCACAGUCCAGACCGUCACGUCCAUCAAGUCCUUGGAUGUUUUUUUUUUACCUUUGACAAAUGGGCUCCAAACGUUAAUCGUCUGUUAAAUAAUAUUCUCAACAUGUUCGUGCAUGUGUCGUUGGAUGAAUAUGAAACAUGUCAGAACAUAGACUGCAGAUGAAUAAACUGAUUAAAACAUUGA
Messenger RNA from Scophthalmus maximus (turbot), 3295 nucleotides. RefSeq names its product transcriptional-regulating factor 1-like. Gene Ontology annotation, molecular function: transcription corepressor activity. Gene Ontology annotation, biological process: negative regulation of DNA-templated transcription; regulation of transcription by RNA polymerase II. The coding region runs from base 321 to 2693 and encodes 790 amino acids. Lineage: Eukaryota; Metazoa; Chordata; Actinopteri; Pleuronectiformes; Scophthalmidae. Gene Ontology annotation, cellular component: transcription regulator complex; histone deacetylase complex. The transcript has 13 exons. The record is from RefSeq and is a predicted model, not a curated record.